Messenger RNA from Ficedula albicollis (Collared flycatcher), 1483 nucleotides. RefSeq names its product gap junction protein alpha 8 (gene GJA8). Bases 1 to 1194 code for a protein of 397 amino acids. NCBI's taxonomy places the organism in Eukaryota, Metazoa, Chordata, Aves, Passeriformes, Muscicapidae. Gene Ontology annotation, biological process: cell communication. The record is from RefSeq and is a predicted model, not a curated record. The transcript has a single exon. Gene Ontology annotation, cellular component: connexin complex.
AUGGGUGACUGGAGUUUCUUGGGGAACAUUUUAGAGCAGGUGAACGAGCAGUCCACUGUCAUCGGGAGAGUUUGGCUCACGGUGCUCUUCAUUUUCCGCAUCCUGAUCCUGGGCACGGCCGCUGAGCUGGUGUGGGGGGACGAGCAGUCAGACUUUGUGUGCAACACCCAGCAACCUGGUUGUGAGAACGUCUGCUACGAUGAGGCCUUCCCCAUCUCCCACAUCCGGCUCUGGGUCCUGCAGAUCAUCUUUGUAUCCACCCCUUCGCUAAUGUACUUCGGGCAUGCUGUGCACCACGUCCGCAUGGAGGAGAAGAGGAAAGAGAGGGAGGAAGCUGAGAGGCGCCAGCAAGCCGAGGUGGAUGAAGAGAAGCUGCCCCUGGCUCCAAACCAAAACAAAGGCAACAACCCUGAUGGAACCAAGAAGUUUCGCCUGGAAGGUACUCUCCUGAGAACGUACAUCUUCCACAUCAUUUUCAAAACCCUCUUUGAGGUGGGAUUCAUAGUAGGUCAGUACUUCCUGUAUGGCUUCCGAAUUCUCCCCCUUUACCGCUGUGGGCGGUGGCCCUGUCCCAAUCUUGUGGACUGUUUUGUCUCCAGGCCCACGGAGAAGACCAUCUUCAUUAUGUUCAUGCUGGUGGUGGCUUCCGUAUCCCUCUUCCUCAACCUGGUGGAGAUCAGUCACUUGAUCUUGAAAAGAAUCCGGAGGGCUCUGAGGAGACCGGCAGAGGAGCAGCUUGGAGAGGUCCCAGAGAAGCCCCUCCACGCCAUCACUGUCCCCUCCAUCCCAAAGGCCAAAGGCUACAAGCUGCUGGAAGAAGAGAAGCCGGUGUCCCACUAUUUCCCUCUCACGGAGGUCGGGGUUGAGCCCAGCCCCCUUCCAUCAGCCUACAACGAGUUUGAGGAGAAGAUUGGCAUGGGACCAUUGGAAGAUCUCUCCAGGGCAUUCGAUGAGAGGUUACCAUCGUACGCGCAAGCCAAGGAACCAGAAGAGGAGAAGGUACGAGCAGAGGAGGAGGAACAAGAGGAGGAGCAGCCUCAGGAAGAGCCAGGGGCGAAGAAAGCAGAAGAGCAGGUGGUGAGGGAUGAAGUGGAAGGGCCUUCAGCACCUGCUGAACUCGCCGCCGAUAUGAGACCCCUGAGCAGGCUAAGUAAAGCCAGCAGCCGGGCCAGGUCAGAUGAUUUGACUGUAUGAAGGUGCAGGAUGCGGGGAGCACAUGAAAAGGAAAAGGUUGAAGAGAAAAGGAGAGAUAGAGAAAGAAUCAAAAGAUAUUUUUAAGCGAAGUGCUAAAAUGGCCACUUGAAUAUUAUUUCCUUUUAUGAUUCUCAACUGGAAAGGUACUACCAUGGUAACUGUGCCUUAUUUGCCCCAUAUGUCCCUGUAUUUCCCUGUUUCCACAUGCCAGCUCACUCCUUACAGUCAUAUCUACACUGUACACGUAACUGAUGUUAUUUUAAAACCUAACAUGGCAGUGAUACCCAAA